Planococcus citri (citrus mealybug) is the source of this 1806-nucleotide messenger RNA. RefSeq names its product facilitated trehalose transporter Tret1-like. The record is from RefSeq and is a predicted model, not a curated record. Gene Ontology annotation, molecular function: transmembrane transporter activity. The transcript is spliced from 2 exons. Gene Ontology annotation, cellular component: membrane. Gene Ontology annotation, biological process: transmembrane transport. NCBI's taxonomy places the organism in Eukaryota, Metazoa, Arthropoda, Insecta, Hemiptera, Pseudococcidae. The coding region runs from base 35 to 1426 and encodes 463 amino acids.
UUCAAUUUGACAUUCUGCUUUACAGUCGUUAGUCAUGGGCAUGACGGGAACUAUUCAUCAAACGCUGGCUGUGCUAACAGUCAGCUUCAACGAAAUGAAUCUGGGUAUCGGCGACGGAUGGAUAUCUCCAGCAUUGGCAUACUUCAAUAGUUCUGCAUCCCACAUACGAGUUGGUGGUAAUCAAAUUACAUGGAUAGCUUCUCUAGACAACAUAGGAAGAAUUCUUGGCGCUGUAUUGUCAGCGAUGUUAAUCGAUACCAUCGGACGUAAAUUUAUGAUCAGUACUUGCGCAGUGAUAUUUUUUCUCAUCUGGUUGGCAAUCAUGUUCAGCAGUUCGGUGAUGGUAAUUUACACAGUACGUACGUUGUACGGUGUAGCUAAAGGAAUGAACGAUUGUACAAAUUCCGUAUACGUUGGAGAAAAUACGUCGCCAGUUUUCCGAGGUGUUUAUGGCACCAUAGGGUCAAUCUGCUAUUACGGAGCAAUAGUCGGCGAAUACAUUAUAGCCACGUAUCUAUCAUACCAAACAUACACAGCUAUAAAUGCAGCUGUCGGAGUCUUGACAGUUGUGUCGAUAAUUUGGCUAAAGGAACCAGUUCAAUUUUUGAUGCUGAAAGGUAAAUACGAACAAGCUGAGAAGAAUUUCCUAUGGUUGAAAGGUGUAGACAAUUUGGAUAAAGUAAAACUCGAGCUACAAAAUAUCAAAGAGAACGUAUUAUUGGAAAAAUCCAAAAAGUCCUCGCUUAACCAACUGGUCACUUCGUCGGCCAAUUACAAGAGUUUUUUAAUCGUAGUUACCACUUAUUUAUUAGUAGGAGCUAUGGGUUUUGGUCCUAUUCAUUCUUACGCCGCUACUUCUCUAUUUCCUAAAACCGAGCACAUCUCAUCCAACGAAUUCACCAUAUUAUUCGGUUUAUUGCAAUUUAUCGUCGCUAUUUUGGCGGCCUUUUUCGUCAGUAGCUUUAAUCGUAGACUUAUCAUCAUCACUUGCUCAAUAUUAAUUGCUCUGACACACAGUUGUACAGCAUUGCUGUACUAUGUGAAUGCGAAUGUUACUCCACUGCCUUAUUUUCCAUGGCUGAUAUUUGGUAGUAUUUCCCUAUUCGCUGGCAUUUACUCUCUUAUGUAUCCUGCCAUAUAUUUAAUACGUGCCGAAUUAUUCCCAUUGAGCAUAAAAGCAGUGGGCGUAUGUGCCUCUCUGAUCGCCAAUUCGGCAAUGAGCUUCGUAACCACCAAGCUGUAUUUGCUCAUUAAUAAAGCUUGGGGUAUUCACGUGAAUUUUAUCGCAUUCGCUGCAGUUUGCGUGCUUUGCGCCAUAUUCGUGCAUCUUACAUUACCUGAGACUAGGAAUAAAUCUCUUAUAGAGAUACAAGAUCACCUCGAGAAUAAAAAGAAGCCUUACGAGUAUAACGAAGUUCCAUUGUAGAGUUGAUUUGUCUGGUUAGAUAUGGUUAGUGCCUUUGUCGCAUUUCGACGCUUAUACAUUUAUAUAGAUUUUAAUAAAUUGUUAUUACUUCUUGUAUUAUUUUAAUCUAUUCGUGUGUUUAUGCGCAAUGUGCUUCUUUUUGUAACUUUGUAAAGCGCAAAUACGCGCAAAUAAUGAAUUUUUAAUGCGCAUCAAGUGCUGUUAAUAUUUUUAGAAUAUUUUGUUUAAAAUGAAAAACAAAAAAAUAUGUAAUAAUUUUCAUCGUUUGCUCUGUGUAUUUUACUCGAUCGUCAAAUUUGUAUUUGCAUGUGGAGAAGUAUAUGUAUUUUGAUGUGGUCAAGAUAGUAUGGCUGAAAUAUACUUUGUAGUGUUCUUUGGGU